AUGGGCCAAACGCAGAGCACCCCUUUCUCCCUCCUUCUCGCCAACUUCAGGGACAUAAAAGCUAGAGGACACAGCUUAAGCCUAGACAUUCACAAAAGGAAGUUAAUUACCUAUUGCCGCUCUGAAUGGCCCACCUUUGGGGUUAAUUGGCCUACAGAGGGAACCUUCUGCCUCCCUGUGGUCCUUAAAGUAAAAUCAAAAAUUUUCCUACCAGGGAAAGAAGGUCACUCGGAUCAGAUUCCCUAUAUUCUGGUGUGGCAAGAUUUAGUAGAAAACCCUCCUCCUUGGAUGGCCUCUUCCUUAAUAGCAGAGUCAUGCCAAAUCCUGGCGGCUAAAUCCAUCAACCCUCCCAAGCCGCCAACUCCAGCUUACUGGCCCUUCUCUACUAGUGACCUAUAUAACUGGAAAACCCAGAAUGCCCGAUUUUCUGACAACCCUAAAGAUUUAAUAAGUCUCUUAGACAGCGUUAUGUUUACUCACCAACCCACCUGGGAUGAUUGUCAGCAGCUCCUCCGAAUCCUGUUCACUACCGAGGAGCGAGAAAGAAUUCAAUUGGAAGCAAGAAACCUGGUUCCUGGAGAUGACGGCCAACCCACUGCUAACCUUGAUCUCAUUAACGCAGCUUUUCCCUUGACCCGACCCCCACAGGAUGGCUGGGACUACAACACGGCAGAAGGUAGGGGACGGCUGCGCAUUUAUCGCCAGACUCUAAUGGCGGGUCUCCGGGCUGCUGCACACAAGCCCACUAAUUUGGCAAAAGUGUAUUCAAUAAUACAAGGUAAGACAGAGAGCCCUGCCGCUUAUUUAGAAAGAUUAAUGGAAACCUUCAGACAGUAUACCCCCAUGAACCCCGAGGCCCCCGAAAAUCAAGCAGCUGUUGUAAUGGCCUUUGUAAAUCAAGCAGCCACUGAUAUUAAAAAGAAACUCCAGAAGCUAGAGGACCUGGAGGGAAAACAGAUUCAGGACUUACUCCGUAUUGCCCAGCGUGUCUAUAAUAAUAGAGAGACUCCAGAGGACAGGCAACUUAAAGCCACCGAGAAAAUGACCAAAGUCCUGGCUACUGUUGUCCAAAAGCCCCUGGAUAAACACAAGCCCCUAGAUAAGGACCAAUGCGCCUAUUGCAAAGAAAAAGGCCACUGGGCCCGAGAAUGCCCUAAAAAGAAAUAGCCACAUCAUGGUCAAAAACCGUGGCAGCCAAAAACUACACCUGCCCUCUUCACUCAAGAUGCAGAAUAGGGGGGACGGGGUUCGGAUCCCCUCCCCGAACCUAGGGUAACGCUACAAGUGGAGGGGAACCCAGUUCAAUUCUUAGUUGACACAGGGGCACAACAUUCGGUCUUGAUCAGACCCCAUGGAAAAAUUUCUGAAAAAUCUUCCUGGGUCCAAGGGGCUACUGGAAUAAAAAAAUAUCCCUGGACCACCCAGAGAACUGUGGACCUAGGAAAUGGAAAGGUCACCCAUUCCUUCCUAGUCAUCCCUGACAGCCCGUGCCCCUUAUUAGGAAGAUACUUACUCACUAAAAUGGGGGCCCAGAUUCAUUUUACGCCAGGGGGCCCCCAAGUGACUGGCCCUCACAACCAACCCAUUACCAUACUUACUCUGAGAUUAGAAGAUGAAUAUCGACUCCAUCAGGGGCCACCCUCACAAAGUCAAAACAUAGAGCCCUGGCUCCAGCGGUUUCCAGAAGCAUGGGCUGAAACCGGGGGUAUGGGGUUGGCUAAACAUCGCCCAGCUCUAUUCAUAGAGCUGAAACCGGGGGCAGAUCCAGUUCGGGUCCGACAAUACCCGAUGUCAAUGGAGGCCAAAAAUGGCAUCACGCCACAUAUCUGUCGCCUCCUAGACUUAGGCAUCUUGCGGCCCUGCCAUUCAGCCUGGAACACCCCCCUGCUGCCCGUACGAAAACCUAACAGUGCAGACUACCGUCCGGUACAAGACCUGAGAGAAGUUAACAGCCGAGUCAUGGACAUACACCCAACAGUACCCAACCCCUAUACCCUCCUAAGUGCCCUCAGCCCAGAAGAACAAUGGUAUACGGUCCUUGAUUUAAAAGAUGCUUUUUUCAGCCUGCCUCUGGCCCCCAAAAGCCAGGAGCUCUUCGCCUUCGAGUGGUCCGACCCUGAGAGAGGCAUAAAUGGGCAACUCACCUGGACCCGGCUCCCCCAAGGAUUUAAAAACUCACCCACCUUGUUCGAUGAGGCACUCCACGAGGAUCUGGGUGAGUACCGGAAUCAAAACCCCAAAGUGACUCUCUUACAGUACGUUGAUGAUCUUUUAAUCGCCGCUGAGACUGCCGAAGCCUGCUUGCAAGGCACCAAAAAUCUCCUCCGGACACUUGGUGCCCUGGGGUACCGGGCUUCAGCAAAGAAAGCCCAAAUUUGCAGAUCCGAGGUAACCUACUUGGGCUAUCUGUUAAGGGAAGGCCAACGAUGGCUCACUGAUGCACGGAAGGAAACCGUUCUCCGCAUCCCCCGACCCACAACCCGAAGGCAGGUAAGAGAGUUUCUGGGAUCAGCCGGGUUCUGCCGCCUGUGGAUACCUCGGUUCGCCGAGAUGGCUAAGCCUCUUUACUUGGUCACCCGAGAACAGGCGCCCUUUGAGUGGACAGAGGAAACUGAGCGGGCUUUCCAGCAAAUUAAACUCGCCCUGUUGUCGGCACCAGCCUUAGGGCUCCCCGAUAUCUCCAAACCCUUUCAUCUCUUCGUAGAUGAAAAUAAAGGGGUAGCCAAAGCAGUGCUGACGCAACUCCUUGGCCCAUGGCCCAGGCCCGUUGCCUAUCUUUCGAAAAGACUGGACCCAGUAGCGGCUGGCUGGCCCCCUUGCCUCCGUAUGAUCGCUGCUACAGCUCUAAUGGUAAAGGAUGCUGAUAAGUUAACUAUGGGACAAGAGUUACAUAUCACAACCCCUCAUGCCAUCGAGGGAGUCCUCAAACAACCUCCUGACCGAUGGAUUAGUAACGCCCGACUGGUUCACUACCAGCGACUAUUAUUAAAUCCCCUCAGAAUCAUUUAUGCUCCCACCCGAACACUAAACCCUGCCUCCCUGUUACCAGACCCGGACUUAGAUACCCCUCUCCAUGACUGCACUGAGAUAUUGGCACAGGUUCAUGGUGCUCGGGAAGAUUUACAGGAUCAUCCGCUGCCGGACGCCGAAGUUACCUGGUUCACUGACGGCAGCAGCUUUAUACAUCAGGGUCAAAGGUACGCGGGGGCAGCAGUCACAACUGAAACUGAGACUGUUUGGGCAGAGCCUUUGACAGCUGGCACCUCUGCCCAACGAGCUGAACUUGUGGCCUUAACCAAGGCACUGACUUUGGGAAAAGACAAGAGACUAAACGUGUACACCGAUAGCAGAUAUGCUUUUGCUACGGCCCACAUACAUGGAGAUAUAUACAGAGAGAGGGGACUGUUAACUGCAGAGGGGAAAACCAUCAAAAACAAAGAAGAAAUAUUGGCUCUUUUAAAGGCACUCUGGCUGCCUAAACGAUUAGCCAUCAUACAUUGCCCAGGCCACCAAAAACCGAUCACACCGGUGGCCAGAAGAAAUAAUCUGGCUGACCAGGUGGCCCGAGAGGUGGCCUUACAGGUGGACUGUGCUUUAAUGACCACCCUACCGGACCCCGGUCCAGCUAGUUUACCAGAAAGCCCCACCUACACUAAAAAAGACCUAGACUGGAUCCAAAAAUUGCCUAUGACUCAGUGCCUUAACGGAUGGUGGAAAGCAGCGGACUGUAGCAUAAUCCUCCCAGAAGAAAUGGGAAAUAAAGUCUUAUCCAAGAUGCACCGAGCCACUCAUAUGGGCACAAGAAAAAUGCAAGACAUGCUAGGAUCACCAUCAAAGACUCUAGGACAAAAAUAACAGAUAGUUACUAGCUGUAAAGCUUGUCAACUAACUAACGCCACCAACCACGGGAAAAACCCUGACUCCAGAACUCGCAGAACCAGGCCGGGAGCCUAUUGGGAAGUAGACUUCACCGAGGUAAAGCCUGGAAAAUAUGGAUAUAAAUAUUUGUUAAUGUUUAUAGAUACCUUUUCAGGAUGGACAGAGGCCUUCCCCACCAAGCAUGAGACUGCGCAGGUAGUAGCAAAGAAAAUAUUGGAAGACAUCAUGCCCAGGUACUGAUUCCCUACCCUAAUAGGAUCAGACAACAGACCAGCAUUCAUUUCAAAGGUAAUACAAGGGAUAGCGCAGUUUAUUGGGGCCGAUUGGAAACUACAUUGUGCAUAUAGACCCCAAAGUUCAGGACAGGUAGAAAGAAUGAAUAGAACCCUAAAAGAGACCCUAACCAAAUUGACCAUGGAGACUGGCACUAACUGGGUAGUCUUACUCCCCUACGCUCUGUUCAGGGUGCGGAAUUCCCCUUACAAACUUGGAUUAACCCCCUUUGAAAUCAUGUAUGGAGUGCCCCCCCUUAUAAUUCCCAACCUACAGUCUAAUGUAUUAACUGAAAUUGAUGAUCAUGAACUUCUUAUUUCCCUGAGGGAACUCCAGCACACUCACCAGGAAGUUUGGCCCAGAUUGAGAGCCAUUUAUGAGAACGGGCCCCCUCCCGAGCCGCAUCACUACCGACUCGGAGAUUGGGUAUACGUGCGGAGACACCAGCAAGAGACCCUCCAACCACGGUGGAAGGGACCCUACAUUGUGAUCCUAACCACACCCACUGCUCUCAAAGUCGACGGAAUUGCUACCUGGAUCCAUUACACCCACGCCCGACCAGCUGAUCCCUUUGCGGUUCAAAAAGACUUCGUGCCGGAAGCCAACACCGCCUGGACGGCUGACCAGAAAAAAGUCAGUCCGUUAGAAGAUAUGGAAGGGGGUGAGUGGAGGAAGAAACAGCGAAGGGUGUCAAUCAGUAGAAAUGGAUUUUAUGCAUGUCCGGGAUUUAGGGAACCAGGAAAGAUGAAACGCACCUGUGGGGGGAUAGAAUCUCUAUUGCGCCGCAUGGAGUUGUGUCACAACUAA
This is a messenger RNA of Leopardus geoffroyi (Geoffroy's cat), 4959 nucleotides long. RefSeq lists its product as uncharacterized. The record is from RefSeq and is a predicted model, not a curated record. NCBI's taxonomy places the organism in Eukaryota, Metazoa, Chordata, Mammalia, Carnivora, Felidae. Gene Ontology annotation, biological process: virion assembly; DNA integration; proteolysis. Gene Ontology annotation, molecular function: RNA-DNA hybrid ribonuclease activity; nucleic acid binding; aspartic-type endopeptidase activity.